This is a messenger RNA of Striga asiatica, 1246 nucleotides long. The record is from the annotation of a GenBank genome assembly. Lineage: Eukaryota; Viridiplantae; Streptophyta; Magnoliopsida; Lamiales; Orobanchaceae.
UUCCUUUUCCCAAUUCCGGCGACGAAACCGCCGUGUUUUGCCUGCUGUUCCGCCGUGAUCCAGCACAAAAACGACCAAUCAAAGAUGAAAACCGCGUCCUCUCACAAGAACAUUUCAAUUCCGACCGCCGUUGAAAUUCAAUCCCCUAAAAACCAAGCAAUCAAUCAUCUUUCACGGCUCUACGAAAAGUAUUCAACAAUUUGACUCAUUCACAAGGCCAACACAAUUCAAAGACGCCUCUGCAAAUUUCAAAAAGCCUAAUCGAUUCAAUUUUAAUCUCAAACUCCUCGAUCUAUAUGUAUAUAUAGAUUGGAGGCUCUCGAGAAAGGCAAAUCCCCAAAAACACUUCAUUAGAAUAGGAAAGGAAAAAAAAUGGAGCCGUUGAUGGAGGAGGAAGAGUAUAACUGGCGGGAAGUGACUCUGCCGUCGCUGAUACCGGUGGUGGUCGCGCCGGAGCUCGAUCGGGAAACCGGCGAGAGGAGGAGGGGCCGCGACGUGAUCGUGGCCGUCGAUCACGGGCCCAAUAGCAAGCACGCCUUCGAUUGGGCUUUGACCCAUUUUUGCCGUCUGGCCGACACUGUUCAUCUCGUCCACGCCGUAUCCAGUUUUAAGAACGAGAUUGUGUACGAGAUGACUCAGGGCUUGAUGGAGAAGCUUGCCGUGGAAGCAUUUGAGGUCGCUAUGGUGAAGACAAAAGCAAGGAUUGUGGAAGGUGAUGCAGGCAAGGCAAUAUGCAGAGAAGCCGAGAGGCUAAGACCUGCAGCUGUUGUAGUAGGCACAAGGGGCCGUGGCUUCAUCCAAAGUGUAAUACAGGGAAGUGUUAGCGAAUACUGUUUCCGCAAUUGUAAAACAGCGCCGGUUAUAAUUGUUCCUGGGAAAGAUGUGGGGGAAGGAUCUGUUCUGUGAUGGAGCUUAGCUUGCUGGGGUUGGGGAAUGAACAAUUGUAAGAGUUUUGCGCUUAAAUUGGUCUGCAUUUUGAUUGAUUUUAUUUAGUGUCGUAAUUGUCUGUAAGUAUAUUAGUGCUUAGUUAGUUGUCUGUAAGUAUAUUUGUUGUGCAAUAGCAGGAUAAUAUGUUGAUGUUCUGUAACAUAAAUUGUUCUGAUCUCGUGGAAUAAAUUCUUUUCAUUGAAAUUAUGAUUGAUUUUUCAAAAUUCAUUUACAACCUUUUUUCUUUUCAAACUUUCACUUUAUCAAUAUAAUUAAAAAAUAUAAAAUAAACUAUUACUACACAUUUGUAAUGAAAUUU